Molecule: messenger RNA, 3178 nt
Organism: Oryza brachyantha (malo sina)
Lineage: Eukaryota; Viridiplantae; Streptophyta; Magnoliopsida; Poales; Poaceae
Product: disease resistance protein RPS5-like
Exons: 1
Coding region: 1-2925 (974 amino acids)
Molecular function (GO): ADP binding
Source: RefSeq, a predicted model, not a curated record
AUGGACGCUCCGGCCUACCAACAAGACGUCGGCAGCACGUCCACCUGCUGCACGAUCCACUUGUGGAGUGAACUGGACAACAUGCUCGACGUGGUGAAGAACGUCCGCCGCCUGGAGGAGACCGUCGGCCAGCUAGCCGCCCAGCGAAGCAGCGUCCACGGCGCUAUCGUGGCCGUGGCGGGCGCCGACGACGGCGAAGACGGGGGCGCCGACCGGCUGCGCCGCCUGGGGUGCACCGAGGAGGCGGUGAACUGGCUGGGGCGCGCCCGUGUCGCCGUGAAGCAGGGGGACGCCGUCGUGGCGGACUACGCCGCGCUGUCGCUGCCCCGCCUCCGCCUCGUCGCGCGCUACCGCAUCGGCAAGCGCGCGGCGCGCGCGCUCCGGCAGGCGCAGCUGCUCGUGCAAGAGCGGGACGGGAUCGGCGCCGCGCGGCGCGGAGCCGGCAGCUUCCCCGCCACCACGCACCAGGCGGCGCCGGCGCCGGCGCCCGCGGGCGCCGUCGGGACGGACGACUACCUCAAGGAGGCGCUCGGCUACAUCACCGACGACGCCGUGGGGGUCAUCGGCGUCUGCGGCAUGGGAGGGGUGGGCAAGACCACCCUCCUCCGCGCCAUCAACAACUGCUUCCUUCCCGCGCGGCAGUCGCCGGCGAGCAGCAAGAAGUUCGACCACGUCAUCUGGGCGGUGGCCUCGAAAGAAUGCAGCAUCGAGCGGCUCCAGAACGACGUGGCGAACAAGCUUGGGUUGCCAUUGGCGAACCUCCCCGACGAGCACUCCGACGCCGACUUGGAGCAACGUGCUCUGCCGAUCGCGGAGCACCUGAAGAACACGAGUUUCCUGAUUCUACUCGACGACCUGUGGGAAUGCUUCGAUCUCAAGCUCAUCGGCGUUCCUUAUCCAGACGGCGCCGGCAGCGAACGGCGGCGGAAGGUUGUACUGACGACGAGGUCGGAGGUCGUCUGCGGCAGGAUGAAGGCCGAUCGGGUUGUCAACGUGGAGUGCCUCAAGCAGGACGACGCGUGGACGCUAUUCGAGAUGAACGCCACGGCCGCGACGAUCGCGUCCCACGCGGCGAUCGCCGGGCUCGCCAGGGAGGUCGCCGGCGAGUGCCGUGGGCUGCCGCUCGCGCUCAUCACCAUCGGCAAGGCUCUCUCCACCAAGACCGACCCGGAGCUGUGGCGGCACGCCAUCGACAAGCUGAGAGACGCGCACCUCCAUGAGAUCACCGGGAUGGAGGAGGAGAACUCCGGCAUGCUGCGCGUGCUCAAGCUCAGCUACGACUACCUCCCGACCACCGUGAUGCAGGAGUGCUUCCUGACAUGCUGCCUCUGGCCUGAGGAUAGCCCGAUCGAGAGGGAGAAGCUGGUCGAGUGCUGGCUCGGGCUCGGCCUCAUCGCCGGCUCCGGCAGCGUCGACGACGACGUCGAGACGGCCACGCGGAUCAUCACCGCUCUGAAGGACGUCCGCCUUCUCGAGUCCGGCGGCGACGGCGGCGACACUCAGGGCAUCAGGAUGCACGACAUGAUACGCGACAUGUCCAUCUGGAUCGCCUCCGGGUGCGGCGCCACGAGGAACAAGUGGCUGGUGCGCGCCGGCGCCGGCAUCAGGACCGCGUCCAAGCUGACCGAGCAGUGGCGCCUCUCGCCGGCGGGCUCGACCGAGCGCGUCUCGCUCAUGAAGAACCUCAUCGAGGAGCUCCCGGCGCGGCUCCCCGCUCGCCCCGGCGUCAGGGUGUUGAUGCUGCAGACGAACACGUCGCUGCACGCCAUCCCCGGGAGCUUCCUCCGGUGCGUGCCGGCACUCACGUACCUGGAUCUCUCCGACACCAUCAUCAUGUCUCUUCCCGGCGAGAUCGGCUCUCUCGUCGGCCUCCGGUACCUCAACGCGGCGGGCACCUACAUCAACGCUCUGCCGCCUGAUCUGGUGCACCUCACGCAGCUCGAGCACCUGCUCCUGAGCGACACGAACAUGCUCGACAGCAUCCCAAGGGGCGUCAUCCUGGGACUCCAGAAGCUGAAGGUCCUCGACGUCUACGCCAGCAAGUACACCGGGUGGAGGCUGAACGCCGACGACGCCGGCGAGGGCGGCGAAGACUCCGCCGCCGCCGAUGCGAGCCUCGAUGAACUUGAAUCAAGAAACGCGUCCAUCAAGUUCCUCGGCAUCAAUGUCAGCAGCGUCGCGGCGCUUCGGAAGCUCUCCAGCUUCGCCAACGUCUCGACAAGGCGGUUGUGCCUGAAGGACAUGGCCGGCCCGGCGUCGCUCAACCUGCUCCCCUCCACGCUGUCCGACGUGCUAGGAGGCCUUGACAUGCUCGAGACUCUGCAGCACCUCGCCAUCCGGAGUUGCGCCGGCGUAAAGGACAUCGUCGUGGACGCCGCCGGAGCCAACUCCGACGACGAUCUGUGCAGAGCCUACCGCCUGCCGAAGCUGGAGAGGCUCCGUCUCCUGCGGCUCCGUCACCUCGAGACGGUCAGGUUCCACCAUACGACGGCCGCUCAUGUCUUCCCGGCGCUCCGGCGGAUCAACAUCCUCAACUGCUUCGAGCUCAAGAACGCCAACUGGGUACUGCACCUCCCGGUGCUGGAAUAUCUGGAGCUGCACUACUGCCACAACAUGGUGGCGAUCGUCGACGGCGGCGGCGAAGCCGCGGCGGACCGGAGGGCGCCGACGUUCCCUUGCUUGAGGACUCUUGCGGUCCAUGGGAUGCGGAGCCUUGGGUGCUUGUGCCGGGGCGUCCCGGCGGCCAGCUUCCCGGCGCUCGAGAUCCUCGAGGUCGGCCAUUGCUACGCACUGCGGCGACUGGACGGCGUGCGGCCACUGAAGCUGCGGGAGAUCCAGGGUAGUGACGAGUGGUGGCAGCAGCUAGAGUGGGAGGAUGAUGGCAUCAAAGAUGCGCUCUUCCCCUACUUCAAGAACCAUUCCUGACCAAAAAUUAGAAAAACAGGUCAUUCAUAAGAACAUGAUAGUGAUUACAGUACUUUUUAGAAAUGUUGUACUACAAAUUAUUAGUAGGUGAAUGUCAAGAUUCCAAAGACAUUCAUGCUCGAUCAUCCAGGAUUCCAGGGCACAAAAGGAAUCAGGUAGCAGAAAUCCAAUGUGAAAGAACGAACGGUCAUAGGCCCAUAGCAGACCAGCUGAAAACAUGAACACAGAAUUGAACUACAAUACUCCUCCCCAG